UACCGCGCGGGGCAGGGAUUGGUUCGCGCUCGCUUCUUGGCUUCUGGCGGUUCGCGGCAGCCGGCGGUUCCCGGGACACCUGCUUGCUCCUCCCGUCCGGUGGCUCACGGGCUCCCUGCCUCUCUCCUUCCCACCUCCCGGUUUGCUGGACCGGGAAAAAGACUGGCCGUCCAGUACGCGACCCCUGACGCUGCUGAGCCGUCGCAGGGCAAGAUGAGCUCGGACGCGGCAGCCGGGGCGCCCCUACCCCGGCUCUGCUGUCUGGAGAAGGGUCCAAACGGCUACGGCUUUCACCUGCACGGGGAGAAGGGCAAAGUGGGCCAGUUCAUCCGGUUGGUGGAGCCCGGCUCGCCGGCCGAGAAGGCGGGGCUGCUGGCCGGGGACCGUCUGGUGGAGGUGAACGGCGAGAACGUGGAGAAGGAGACCCACCAGCAGGUGGUGAGCCGCAUCCGUGCAGCGCUCAACGCCGUACGCCUGCUGGUGGUCGACCCCGAAACCGACCAGCAGCUGCAGAAGCUCGGCGUCCAGGUCGGGGAGGAGCUGCUACGCGCCCAGGAAGGUCCGGGGCAGGCUGAGCCUCCAGCUGCUACCGAAGCGCAGGGGGCUGGCGACGAAAAUGAGCCGCGGGCCACCGCGCCAGAGCCACGCGACGCUGAGAAGAGCCACUCGGAGCGGCGUGAGCUUCGGCCUCGGCUUUGUACCAUGAAGAGGGGCGCCAAUGGCUAUGGCUUCAAUCUGCACAGUGAUAAGUCCAAGCCUGGCCAGUUCAUCCGCGCGGUGGACCCAGACUCACCAGCUGAGGCUUCAGGGCUCCAAGCCCAGGACCGCAUCAUAGAGGUGAACGGGGUCUGCAUGGAAGGCAAGCAGCAUGGGGAAGUGGUGUCUGCCAUCAAGGCUGGUGGAGAUGAGGCCAAGCUGCUGGUGGUAGACAGGGAAACUGAUGAAUUCUUCAAGAAAUGCAAAGUGAUCCCAUCUCAGGAGCACCUGAGUGGUCCUCUGCCCGAGCCCUUCACCAAUGGGGAGAUACAGAAGGAGAACAGUCGAGAAACUUUGGCAGAGGCAGCCUCAGUGAGCCCCAGGCCAACCCUCCAGAGAUCCAACUCCAGCGACACCAGUGAGGAGCUGAAUUCCCAAGACAGCCCCAAGAAACAGGACUCCAUGGAGCCCUCGUCCACCUCCUCUGACUCCAUCCUGGACUUCAACAUCUCUUUGGCUGUGGCCAAAGAAAGGGCCCACCAGAAGCGCAGCAGCAAACGGGCCCCACAGAUGGACUGGAGCAAGAAAAACGAACUCUUCAGCAACCUCUGAGUGCCCAUCUGCCAGCACCCACCCCGCCUCCUUGUCCCUCUCCUGUUACUCCCCCAAUUGACGUACGAAUCAGCACCAGCACCUCCUUUCUUGAUGAAUCUGAUUUUUCUGGAGAAUUCUGUUCUUCCCUUGCCUUAGGGAGGGCAAAUGUUUCUCUGUCCUGCCCCAAUCAAAAAGCAGACUGUCCCCUUCUCACUGAGUGCUUCAUCCCACCAGGUGUGCCCUUGCCACCCUGCCUGGGAUAUCACUGGGACCUGCACCAAGCAAGGAUCGUGGGAUCAGACAAGGGGGAAUCUUCCCUUACAACCCCACAUGAUGACUGGGUUCAGGGCUGAUUAAGGAACUCUGUAGAACCACAGCUUGCAGUGGACAGGGCGUCCAUUCUCCUGAGGGCUGUGGCUUAGUGUCUUUUCAUUUAUUUGAUUUUUUUUUUAAGUGCAGUUUCACAGCAUUUAGAGGGAUUUUUGUUUCCUUGAUUAACAUGAUUUUCCUGGUUGUGCAUCCAGGACAUAGCAGUGACCUCAGUCUUAAACUUUUUACUCCCAUUCUCAGAGACCUUGGCAGCCAGGGAGAAUUUGUUACCCCCAUCAGCCAGGCACCACCAUUGUAAGGAAACUGCAGAAAUUCAACUGGUUCCUCCAAA
Messenger RNA from Otolemur garnettii (small-eared galago), 1951 nucleotides. It is a transcript of the gene NHERF1, whose product is annotated as SLC9A3 regulator 1. The transcript is spliced from 6 exons. The coding region runs from base 214 to 1308 and encodes 364 amino acids. The record is from RefSeq and is a predicted model, not a curated record. Gene Ontology annotation, biological process: protein localization to plasma membrane. NCBI's taxonomy places the organism in Eukaryota, Metazoa, Chordata, Mammalia, Primates, Galagidae. Gene Ontology annotation, cellular component: apical plasma membrane. Gene Ontology annotation, molecular function: protein-membrane adaptor activity; signaling receptor binding.